GGUUGAGGGAGCAGGUUGGAAAGAUCGUGUUGUGUCCUCAGUCCCAUUGGUCAUGGUGUCCUUGUUGUCCCGUGGAGUUGGGGGGCUGCUCAGGUCCUUGGCCGGGAUUAACUGCAGCCAAGUCAUAAGAUGCACCAGUGUUUCCAGUGGAAUCUUGGGGCUCCAGUGCACCCCAUGCAGAUGGUUUGCGAAACGCUCCGCCCCCAGUGAUUAUCUGAAGCGGCCGCUGACAGCGUAUCUGCGUUUUUUUAUAGAGCAGCGACCCAAACUCUGCAAACAGUAUCCCGAAACUAAAUUGAUGGACCUGACCAAGAUAAUCGCCCUGGAGUGGAAAGGCCUCCCUUCCGCAGACAAAGAGCCAUACGAAACAGUGGCAAAGGCCGAACAGAAGAAAUACAGAGAGGAGGUGAAACAAUACCGAGAGGCACUGAGUCCAAUGCAACUAGAGUUACAAAGGGAGCAAAGGCGGCAGAGACUGGCGAAAAGGAAGAGCGUAAGAAAAAAAAGGGAGCUGACAGUAUUGGGACGGCCCAAAAGACCCCGUUCAUCUUUCAAUAUAUUUAUGUCUGAGCACUUUCAGGAUGCUAAAGGCACCUCUAGUCAGACGAAGAUGAAGAGUCUGCGGGAUGAAUGGGAGAGGCUACAUAAUGCACAAAAGCAGCCGUACAACCACCUUGCUGAGGAUGACAAGAUCCGCUAUGAAAAUGAAAUGAAGUCCUGGGAAGAACAGAUGAUGGAAAUCGGCCGAUUGGAUCUGGUUCGGCUGAAUCAGAGGAAAAGGUUUAAGAAGCCCAGGGCAGCGAGAGCUUCCUCUAAAUCGAACACGGCCAAGAAAGCACUGACUGAAUCAUCCAGCCACAAUGAAGGCUUCAGGGGCCCCAAACAACAUGAAGAAUAAAUCUGGGAAUCGUUUUUUUUUUUUGGUAUUAAACAGACCAUUUACUGCUUUAUAGGCAUAACUAUCCCCUUUAUGUAUCCCUUGGUUAAAGGAGAACUAAAGCCUAACUAAAGAAGUAGCUAGAAAUGUUG
Molecule: messenger RNA, 1029 nt
Organism: Xenopus laevis (African clawed frog)
Lineage: Eukaryota; Metazoa; Chordata; Amphibia; Anura; Pipidae
Gene: tfam.S
Product: transcription factor A, mitochondrial S homeolog
Exons: 7
Coding region: 53-898 (281 amino acids)
Source: RefSeq, a predicted model, not a curated record